GCGGCCUCGCAGGCGGUGUGGGGAGUCCGCGGGUACUUCGCGUCUCCGCUCUUCUUCUUCCUUCCUCUUCUCGCUCUUGGCCGCUCUGCCACAGACCUCAGGUCCGGAGACCGACGGGGCGGAGCGCCUUCCGGCCCAGGUAGGUGCUCGGAGGGUGGGUUGCGACGCGGCUCUUCACUUACCCCGUGCCCGCCUCAGUGCCUGGUAGCCCGGCCUGCCCCUCGUUCCCUGCCCCUGUAGCUCUGCUGUCACCAGCCGAGUUGGUGAGAGUGACUCGUACUUUCCCCCACUUCAGUUAUUUGUUUGAGAAGUUACUUUUUUCCUUCUUCUUCUUUUUUUUUUUUUUCCUGAUUUUUGAUCAGCAAGUGCUUGGUAAUGACUCUUUUUAGUCCCCUAACGUUGACUAAGGAAACUUUUGAGUUUAGAAGGAAAAAAAGUAUCUGAAUUUCCUCUUUUCCUACAUUUCUCUUUAGGACUUUAGAACACUUCUGAUUUUGCGAACUUACAGCAAAGUGCAGUCUGUCUGGAUGUGUGCUAUAUCAUCAGAUCUCCGUAUAACUCUGCCUACAGGACAGUGCCUUUGCCAUCCUCUGGCAGCUGUGGAGCUGUGGGAAGUCUUAACGAGGGUCACAAUAAAAAUCCGAGACAAGAGAUGGGGCAGGAGUAGGUUGGGGUAUUAGAGGUGUGCGGGGCGCUGGAGGCCGAUGACCGAGCGAGCUGUGCGUUCCACUGCAUAUGGCUUCGUGGGCAGCACUUCUUCUUUUCUUCACUCUUGGUAGUUCUGCAGUAGGUUUGCAUUCUCCUUUACAGUCUCAAAACGCGAGCAUAGAACAAGGAAAACAAGUAGAAGAACCCCACCAGUAAAGCGGCAGAUGUGCGUACAGUUUGAAGCCAUCGGAGCAUUUUUCUAGCAUUAGUUUUUCUUGGCAGGGUGAAGGCGGGUAUUGUGCCUAGGGUGUGUAACACUUUCCAAAUCUUUUCCGAACCGAGGAGAAGCACCACGAUGAAAAUGUGACCCGAUUGUUUCGGUGCGUUACGUUCUCAUCUACUGUUAAAAAAGAAAUAAAGUUGAACUUGGAAAUAACAGGCUGAGGCAGUGCGUGUAGCAUCGGGGAGACGUCAGCUGGCCUUAGGAGGGCUGUGACGGGUCUGGUGGAUUUGGAAAGCUUUCCUCCGGCCCCAGUUUGGGAUGGCUCCUUCCAAGGACGAGCAGCUUCCUUGGAACGGGACUGUUGGGCGCACUCACCUCUCGGCAGUAACCUGCUGCCUUGCUUUGGCUUGUCAGGGUUUCAGAAACCAACCGGCCUAUCAGUGGGAGGGUUUUUUCCUAGAUUUGCCUUGUUUUCAUGCAAUAAUUUCAAAAUAGUGACCGCAGCAUGACAAAAAGUGGAAGUGUUGGUUACGAUGUGCUUAAGUAAAGUUGGGAUCAGUGAACUGUGCUUAUUGAGAGAAAUAACUGAGUAACUUUUUGAGGCAGGAAUCUAGAAUGUGUUGUUGCAGUGCCCGUCUUUCCACCUGUGUCCACCUAUGUCUUUCCAACGGGCUGACCUUGCAGCUCAGAAAAAUGCCCACUGCUAGCGGCCAUUGCCUGAGCAAUGAAGGGCCAAGAGGGGAGCAGGACUGGCACUGGUGGUGAAGGAAUGUCUCUCGUCCUGACUGCUCGGCUGCUGUUCCCUGUCGGGGUUCCCAUUUCCUGGGUACGGCCCUGUAGCACGGCAGGGGCACGGCUGUAGCUCGGCCUCAGGCACUGAGUGAAGGCAGCAUUGAGACCCAGUGUAAGUGCAGCCCUUCUGUCUCCAAGGUGUGUAGUUCAUUUUCCAAGAAAAGCUUACCUUCUGACUCUUAGCAGAGAGAUUCCGAGGAUUUUAAUCGAAAGUAAACCCAACUAGUUCUUUCUCUUAGUCAAACUUACUCAGAAGUUCUGUGUUCUCAGCACAUAUACUUUAGCAUCUAUUCUGUUGCAAACUCCUUGAGUUCAUCUAGUUUUUAUAGGUAGGAUUCAAGACAGCUUUUUUGGGAAAGAGGACAGUUUGAGCCCUGAAAUCUAGAUUCAAGGUACGGUGUUAGUAAUUUCUCGCAGCUGUGAGCCAAAGGGAUCCAACUCUUUAUCCUGAAGCUGCAGCUUCUGAUCCAGAGUGGGAAAGUUUGGCUGAAAUUCUGACCUUAAAGCACAGGGAAGGUGAGUCCAAAAUUGUGAGCAUAAGCAUGGCACAACCAGUGAUUUUUAUCACAAAGCUAAAUCGCUGUGUGGAAGUAAAGGAGAAAAGGCCAUUUAUGUUACAAACAAUUCUCGAGGUGCUGAUUGCAUAGGUGACAUAGUGGCUGAUGCAUGGGGUGAGCUGCGUGAGUGCUGUGGCUGGACCCUCUGCUGCCAAGGCUCAGGAGAGGGAGGCGACUCACGGAUCCCAGAACAAACGCAGUUGUGUAGGUUGCCAGGUGCGCACAACGCGGCUCCCAGCUCCUCUUCACAGUACAGGAUUGCACUGUUCUCUUCAAAUUGGGUGCACUGACCUGAAACAAGACGUGUUCUGAGAGGCAGCGCGUCAGCUCCUCAGACAAUCAGGUGGCAAAGUUCACUGGUGAGCCUGAAAAUAUAGAGCUCAGAGCCCACCAGUGGUAGUCCUUUGGUGGCAGGACGGUGGGGCUGCCCAGUACAGGAGGCUUCCUGAUGUCACGACUGGGAAAUGCGGGACUUUGGCUGUUUGUGGGGUAAGGAGAUAACCAAGUGAGCUUCGGCAGCUGCUUCAUGCCUUGCUUUUCCUCUUUGGUAUCUCAUUAUGCUCCUUGCUUAUUGCUGGCAAAAACUGGUCUUCUGUUUCUACAAUAAAUCACUGCAAGUCUGGUGUUGCCUCACCUAUCAUUUCAUUGUUCAGUGUCCAAAAAACCCUUGUCAUAAAACAAGUGUUCAGUGGACUUAAAAAUAGGUUCAUUAGGAAUUACUGCCUUUAUGUUUCUUACAGUUGAAAUUCAACUUAAUUAAUUGGAGGGAAAAAAGCAUAAAUGCCCUGAGUGCAUAAAGAUCUUGAUGUAAUCAGCUUCUAAAACAGAAACCAUGUAAUCAAUGAAUUGCUAAAAGAUGAACUCACUUUCACUGUGACACCAGCCUAUAACUCUGGAAAUGUGGUCACUGAAAGUCAUCUCACUGAUAACAUUUUUUUAUGUGCUGAUACUUUUUUGGUAUUUUAAAAAGCUUCCUGGGGAGGCAUUUUCCUCCUGCAUUUUGUCUUCUGUGCGUGUGAUUUGAUUGAAAUUUAGCAGCUAAGUGCGGUAUGUGAUGUGUAGAAGAUAGUCUUUGAGGAGGGCUGUAGUGUGAGUGAAGAGCAGAAGAACCAUAGAGUGGCCUGGGUUGAAAAGGACCACAAUGAUCAUCUAGUUUCAACCCCCCUGCUUUGUGUAGGGUCGCCAACCACUAGACCAGGCUGCCCAGAGCCACAUCCAGACCUUAAAGCUGACUCACAUCCUUCUUAAAAGUGAUUGAAACAUCAUAUACAUAUUACUUGUCUUGAUUUCCAGUUAAUCAGUGUCAUAAUUUGUACAGAGUUCAUUUAUAAUUGAUCAUGAAAUAUUAAUUUGAGAACAUCUGUCUCCUAAUUUUAAUUCCUUUACUGAGGGCUUUUAUUUUAUAUGCCUCAAGCUUAGGGAUAGACCAAGCACUUCCUCCUUAAAGUCAUACCAACUGUGGGUUGUAAAACACCUCGUUCCAGUGAUGGCCAAUGAAACCAUCAUGCAGCAAGGACUGAAUGUAGGCAAAAAUAAAAUUGCACCUAAUGCUUAAUCCCUCCCACCACUCAGACACAUAAGAUAAUUAUUUAGGUAGCUUCAAAAGUCAGGAAACGCAAGUUCUGGGGUUGCCUCUACGCUGAGUGAGGUAAGGGUUCUGCAGAAAUGAUAGUAUGUAACUACAACCUGUGUCACUGCUGCAUGUGCACAAGGGGGCAGAGAGAAGGUGGCUGUGCACCUGGCGUGUCCCAACAGCCAAAUCCCUGCUUUCACAACCCAGUUUGUGUGGGUUUUGGAUGUGACUUCUCUGUCAGUGGGGAAACCCAGCUGUGUCUCCAUCAUGGGCCUUUGGCCUCCAGCCCUGCCGACCUCAGGAGGAUGAGAGCAAUCUGGGGCUGAAGAGCAGGGCCGUGGGAAGCGCAGAGCAUGCUGAAGCAUGCUCAGGAAACCCAGUCCUUCCUCCUUCUCCACCUCCUUUUCUUAGUCCUCCUCCUCCUGAUGUCAUCCCCAAGGCCAGGAGAGGUUGCAGAGCUGUCACCAGGCCAUCAGUGCUGAAGUCCUUGACCAUGGUAUCUGGUGGUAUUUUGGACCAGCUGUACAUACAGGAGGAGCCCAACUGCUCCUCCAAAUGUGUGCUCUACACUGAGUCCCUUGAACUCCCACCAUGGUGUGGGUGGGAGUUCAAGGGAGAAAACAAAGGCGCUUCUGUAGCCUUAAGGCUUUCUUUCUGUGAAAGGGUUUGCAGUGGACCCAAGUGGUGCUGUUUUUUUAUAGUGGGUAGUUGGGUGAGCUGAAGGAGAGGGUUUCUGCCAGCCACUGUGCAACAGGUUGCACUCUUCUCUGCUUUCUGCCAGGCCUGGGCUGUGGAUGCUGUAGCUGUUCCAAUGGAGAGGGAACACCCACCUCUUCCUUGAGAAAAAUAGGCACUUUUUUUUUUUUUGUAGUGCCAGUUACACUAUACACUACACAAGGAGAGGCAGGGGUGGUUAACAGUUUAUGUUAGAGCUGUUAUAAUAAGUUGAAAUGUGGUUUGUAGUGUUAUAACUUAAGCUAUGCUACACUGAUAUGUCCUUAACUAUGGCAGUGCUGCUCAGUGCCACCAGCACCAGUGCCAGAUCCAUCUAAAAAUAAUGGUAAAGCUGCAACAUGCAUAAGAAUGAAGGGUGGGGAGAGUCUGUAACGCUCCCCUGCUCUGAAAUAACUUGUCCUCUAUCAGUCUGUGAUGAACUUUUUAUGAUCCAAGGUGUGUCGUACUAACUUUAAAGAUGCAUCAACUCUGUUAUUACAGUUCCUUCCUCCUUGCUUUCAGGAACUGCCAUGUAAUUGCAAAGGAAACUGCAAGAUUUAAUGAAAUGCCAGGAGCCUCUAUGCCGCCUUUAGACUGCUUGUCAUGGAGUGAAACGGGGGAAACCAAAAGCAGUAGUAAUACGCACUGGAGUAUCUUAUCAAUACACAAUCAUAUGUUAUAGCAGGGUUACAUCAGUAUGUGUUACUCCACUUUGUUUUUCAAAAUCACCAGUUUUGGUGAGAUUGCAUACCUUGGUGCUGUUUCAGAAUUACAGAGUAUUACCAUGUUGAAUCAGUUGUUUAUCCUGGCAACUAAAAAAGCACUGAAUGAGUCAUAGAAGAGGGCAUACAAGUAGUCAAAACAUUCCCCCUUCCAAGUCAGAAGAAGUUUGCACACAGAAGUAAAUCUUCAGAUAUAUGAAUACUGAAAACAAAUCUAAUAAUUUAAACACUUGCCUUGUACCUUUCAUUCUAAAUCUAAACCAACAGCUGUGUUUAAAUAAAUAUAUGUAGUCCUGGUAAACUUGCAUUUGCUUUUUCACUGAAGCAGUUCACAAAGUGCUGCAAAAUACCUGCUGUAGUUACACCUUUUCUUGGGAAUGUUUAUCGACAGAGGAGAACAUGCUGGAGGAGCUGCAUCCAUAAAAUUUUUGGGGAUGUUCCCCUGCAGCAAGUUAAAAAGAAAACAGAUCCUUUCUUCCUCUGCCAGCCAGCUGGUUUUAUUGCCUGGGGAUUCAUGCGUUUUGGCGUAGAAGCAGCUCCUACUGAGCAAGGGAGAAGUCCCAUUGCUUUCAGGAUGGCUGCAGGAAUGCUCUUUCAAUUUCUCUUCUGCUCUUUACUUGUUUCUGUAUGGAGGAGGUCACAUCAGUGUUGGCUGAUGGCUUCCUUCUCCCUGCUACACCAGUGAAGGGCUGCUGCUUGCUGCGGCUGGGCUGGUGUUAUGUGAGGAGUGGAGAAGCGCAGGAGUGCAGUGGUGCUAUUGCGUGGCUUUUUGGUUCAGAGGAGUAAGCUCUGGCAGGUGGUUGUUGCCUGCACUGUGUGCAGGGACACUGUGGCUGUUUGCACAAGAAGCCUUUCCCCAUAUAGAUAUUUAGGUACGGUUUGCUAAGCUUUGCCUUCUUGCUGUGUUCUUCUCCAGCAUGUCACUGUCUCCACGAGCUUCUUCAGUCUUUAGAAGAUAAGACAGCAAAAUUACUUCCUACCUGAUGUGGUUAAUAACUUUUAUUAGUGCUUCCCUGUCUGUCUCUUUCUGUCAUUAUUAUAUAGUGUUUAUUCCAGGAACUAAGGCUAUGAACUGGCACUUCAGAAAGUUGCCUUGGUUUUGGAAGAGAAAGGCAGGAAAGGUGUCAGAAGCAUAUUGCUGAUCUGCAUGCAGGUACUCAUUAAUGAGUGAAGGAUCAAAAGGUGGGACGGUGGCCAAGAAGCAAUGGAGAAUAAAAGUUUAGAAGGUUCCCCGUCAGAUCUAAAGUUAGUGGCUCACCCAAGAGCAAAGAGUAAAGUGUGGAAGUACUUUGGGUUUGAUACCAAUGCGGAAGGAUGCAUAUUACAGUGGAAGAAAAUCUACUGCCGUAUUUGCAUGGCACAGAUCGCCUAUUCGGGAAACACGUCCAACCUUUCCUACCACCUCGAGAAAAACCACCCCGACGAAUUCUGUGAAUUUGUGAAAAGUAACACCGAGCAAAUGAGGGAGGCCUUUGCAACUGCAUUUUCAAAAAUCAAGCCAGAAUCAUCGCAGCAAGUUGUUCAAGAUAGUCUCAUCAUGAAGACUUACCAGAACUACGAAAACAAAAAGCAUCAGGAGCUGACGUCUGCAGUCAUCAGCUUGAUCUGUGAGGGCAUGUAUCCUGCUUCCAUUGUUGAUGAGCCCACUUUCAAGGCUCUCUUGAGAACGGCUGAUCCCAGGUAUGAACUUCCUAGCCGGAAGUAUUUCUGUACAAAAGCUAUUCCUGAAAAAUACAACACCAUUAGAGAGAUUGUGUUAAAAGAGCUCACUGAUGUCCUGUGGUGUGGCAUAUCCACAGACAUGUGGAGGAGUGAAAACCAGAACAGGUCAUAUGUAACUGUCGCAGUUCACUUUCUCAGCAGUAGUCAUUCCAACUGUCUGGUGGUCAACUCACGUUGCUUAAAAACGUUUGAAGUACCAGAGGAUAAUACUGCAGAGACUAUUACGCGAGUCCUUUAUGAAACAUUCAUCGAAUGGGGGAUCAAUACAAAAGUCUUCGGUGCUACCACGGACUACAGCAAAGACAUUGUGAAAGCUUGCUCUCUCCUAGAUAUUCCAGUGCAAAUGCCUUGCUUGGGGCACACUUUUAAUGCCGGAAUACAACAAGCUUUUCAGCUCCCAAAGCUCUGCAGCCUUCUUGCCAGGUGCCGAAAACUGGUGGAGUAUUUUCAGCAGUCUACGGUAGCGAUGUAUAUGCUGAGUGAGAAGCAGAAGCAGCAGAAUAUUCUACACUGCAUGCUGGUGAGCGAUCGCGUUUCCUGGUGGGGCAGCACACUCGCCAUGUUGCAGCGCCUCAAGGAGCAGCAAUUCGUCAUUGCGGCCGUCCUCGUGGAGGACAGCAACAACCACCACCUCAUGCUGGAAGCCAGCGAGUGGAAUACAAUCGAAGGGCUGGUGGAGCUGCUGCAGCCUUUCAAACAGGUCGCAGAGAUGAUGUCUGCUUCCAAGUAUCCAACAAUAAGUAUGGUGAAGCCCCUUCUCCACAUGCUUCUCAACACUACCCUGAACAUCAAAGAGAACGAUUUGAAAGAAAUCAGCAUGGCGAAGGAGGUAAUAGCUAAGGAGCUGUCAACUACCUACCAGCACACCCCGGAAAUAGACAUGUUCCUCAACGUUGCUACUUUCUUGGAUCCUCGCUACAAAAAACUGCCUUUUCUUUCAGCCUUUGAGCGGCAGCAGGUGGAAAACAGAGUGGUGGAAGAAGCAAAAAGCCUGCUGGAGAAAGUCAAAGAGAACACUUUUCGGACUGAGGAAAAAUUCUUCACUGUUUCGGAAGAGCCUCCAGUGAAAAAAAUAAUCAUCUCCUCCACUCCUCCUCCUACUAGCGUGAUCAACAACAUGCUUGCAGAGAUCUUCUGCCAGACAGGAGGUGUAGAGGACCAAGAGGAGUGGCACGCUCAGAUUGUUGAGGAAUUGAGCAACUUUAAGUCUCAAAAAGUCCUUGGGUUGAACGAAGACCCGCUAAAGUGGUGGUCUGACAGACUAGCACUGUUUCCAGUUUUACCAAAGGUUCUUCAAAAAUACUGGUGUAUUUUGGCCACAAGGGUCUUUCCCGAACGACUUUUUGGUUCUUCUGCUAAUGUUGUCAGUGCAAAGAGAAACCGGUUGGCCCCAGCUCAUGUGGACGAGCAGAUCUUUUUGUAUGAAAACACUCGGAAUGGGUCGGAGGCAGAACCGGAAGAUGAAGAUGAAGGAGAGUGGGGUUUGGAACAGGAACAGAUUUUUAAUUUAAAUGACUCGGUAAAUGUAAACAACAAUUUCUUUAAUAUCCGAGACAGUGGGUUUGUUUAACAGGACUGCUGCAGUACAUUUAAUAACAAAGAGAAAGGUAUUUGUCAUAAGUUACCAAAAAUACUUGUUUAUGCUAUGAAUGCUGUAAAUAUUGAACAGUUGUCUCAAACUUGAUUUAGCUUCCAUUGUCUGUGUUUUUCCCACUGUCUUAAAACAUGAAUGACUUGUGAUUAAACAGCACUGAAAUGAAUGAGGAAAUAAAUGCUACAAAGAUCGUGAUUUCUGACUGUGGCCCAGAUCUCAGAGAGCACUUAGGCUUGUGCUUCCCUUCCGCUUACUUCUCUGGAAGAGAAACACAUGUUUAUGUGCUUUCUAUAAUGGAAAUAUUUUUCCUGAGUUAGGACCCUAAGCAAGGGAAUUUUUAAGAUUUAUGCCUCUAAUUAUAAAUCCCAUGUGACUUAGGGUGUUAGCUUUACAUUUUGGAUUUUAAAACGUUAUUUUUAAAUUCCAUAAAUCAGAGCAGCCAGGAUUUUUAGAGUGUACUGAUGAUAAAGAAUGAAAAACGAUCAUGAGCCUGAUUUUCUUUUUCACUACCUCAUGUCUUAGGCUUGGUCUAUGCUAGAGAAGUUCAGCCGGUAUGAUUCUGUCAGUUAAGGGACUGUGCUAGUGUUUUAACUGGCAUUGUGCUGGCUGUGGUGUGGAUGCAGUUAUACUUGGAGAAUUUAUUUGACUUUCCAGUGUGGUGUAAACGGUAUAAACGCUUCCAGAAUGGUAUUGCUGUGUCCACGUUGCUCAGGUUUUACCACUGAGCUGUAGUGGCUAAAAGGCAAAGCCCUUUUUGUCCAGGCAAGCCCUGGCUAUAGUCUGUCCCGCUUUUAGAAAGUGAGUUGGGUCCAGGCGAGGUUGCUGUGCAGAUGUGGCAGCUGAUGCCAGAGGUGCAAAGCAUCAAAGGCAUCUGGCCCUAGGGAUGGAGGGAGGGGACAAAGGUUGCAGGAGGCACGCCAGAGCCAUAGGUCUAACUGUGUGUGUGUGUGUGUGUGUCAUAAAUUACUUAACCUUUUAAUUUAAACGGGGACUUUGUCCAGGGUAGCAUAGAGAAUUUUGUUGAUGAAAAAAGCAAUAUAAAAACUUUAAUAUUAUGUAAAUAUAUUUAAAAGAGGGAGACCCUCCACUUCCCCACAUGUAUUUAGUGAGUCUUUAGGAUUGCUUCUCGUUACGUUAGCACUUAAAACUUUUCUUUCUUCUCCUUUUUUUGAUUCAGUUUGUAGAGUGGAGUCGAACAUUUGAGUGCUGUUUCUGAUUAGUUGUUAUGUAUUGCAAUUGCUUCCUGUGUGUCUGUGGCCCUAAGUGUUUUCAGCCCUUUUGAGAACUUGGCAAAAAAAAAAAAAAAAAAAGAAGAAAAGAAAAGAAAAAAGAAAAAAAGCCCAGCGAGGAAAACCCUGUGUCUCUUAUGAAAUACUGCAGGACAAACACAAUCAUCUUUCGCACUUGGCACUGAGCGAGAUGAUAGCCAGGACUUCCCUGUGAGGUGUGGGAGGAGUUCUGUGGCUGUAUUUGUGUGGCAGGCCUCUUGUCCCCCGCUCACAGUCUCCUGCUAGAGCUGUGCUGGGAGGGCUGCUCUUGCCUGGUUAGCACCCGUUCCUACUGGUGCUUAAAGGAGUUGAAAAAUGCCGCUGAGACAAAUUCUGACGUUCUGUGCCCAGCUGUGAAGAGCUACCUCUGCCCUGCUGUCCCACUGUGGUCUCAAUGACCAUGCUGCCAAAGAAACACGUGUGUGGUGACUAGGGUGGCUGUGGGAGAUGCCGAUGUUGUUAAUUGGCGUUGAGUGUCUGCGAGCACGCUGAGCGCGGCCCAUCUGAAGAGAGGUGUGUGGAAGAUGGUCACACGCUGAGAAGACGGCUUGAUUUUUGUCAUCAUCGUGGCACCUGCAGACGUGUGCUUGUAGAAGGAGACUGGCCAGAAGGAACAUGUGAAAAUAUAUUCAAUUCCACCAUCAUUUAUGUCACCAAACCACGUAUUUAUGUGUUGGCUUAGUAGUUUUUACAGAUCGGAGGCCUUUAUGGCAGGAUGGGGUGGCUGGGUGUGACUGGCCAUGAUGCAAAAUGAAGUUAUGGUGUGACAGACACAUAUGCAAGGGCCACAAAGCCAAAUCAAGGAAGGGAGUGAGUUGCAGCAGCUUUCUCUUUUCUGCCCCCUCCUUCAUGUCACCCUGCAUCAUGUAAGAGUGCCUGGCUGGUUUAUUUUCAUCACUGCUAGCCACUGGGGAGCUUCAGACUGCUGGCGCAAAGUGUGCAUGGCCUGCUUUGCCAGCAUGGGGCCUGAGCACAUAGCAGGGCUUGUGGCCUGCUCCUGUGUGCGUCUGCUGAGCUGUGUGGGGCGCUGUUCCCUUCUGCCUUGUGUCCUUUAAUUUAUUUUUUUGGUAUCCAAAAUAAAACUAGUUGGGUCAAUGGAGAUGUCUCAGCAUUCUCUUAAAAAAAAAAAAAAAAAAAAAAAAAGAAAAGAAAAAGAAAAGACAAAAAAGAACAAAGCCAUUGUUAGUCCUACUCAUUGUCUGUGAGAUUUUUAUUUAAUGUUCUAAGCUUGGAAUAUUGUUAAAUAAACCAGAAAAAAAUACGUUAGUACUAGA
This is a messenger RNA of Gallus gallus (chicken), 11087 nucleotides long. It is a transcript of the gene ZBED1, whose product is annotated as zinc finger BED-type containing 1. Lineage: Eukaryota; Metazoa; Chordata; Aves; Galliformes; Phasianidae. Gene Ontology annotation, biological process: regulation of transcription by RNA polymerase II. The record is from RefSeq and is a predicted model, not a curated record. The transcript has 2 exons. Gene Ontology annotation, cellular component: nucleus. The coding region runs from base 6434 to 8521 and encodes 695 amino acids. Gene Ontology annotation, molecular function: protein dimerization activity; DNA binding.